ACGUUGGACCUGCAAAAGGGUCGCCUCCUGUACGUCAAGGACUUGGGUCCGCAGAUCGGCUGGAAAACGGUGUUCCUCUGGGAGUACUUCGGACCGCUGGUGGCGUACAUGAUAUCCUACUCGAGGCCGGUAUGGCUGUACGGGGCGAAGGCCGGGGCGCCCAUGAACUAUGCCGUACACAUCGCCGCCAUUUGCUGGACAAUACACUACGCGAAGCGACUGCUGGAGACCCUCUUCGUGCACCGGUUCUCGCACUCGACGAUGCCGUUCACCAAUCUGUUCAAGAACUGCAGCUAUUACUGGGGGUUCGCCUUCUACAUCGGCUACUAUGUCAACCAUCCCUUGUAUACCGAGCCCUACUUCGGUCGCCUUCAGGUCUACUCAUCGCUGAUAGCGUUUCUACUCUUCGAGGCGGGCAACCUGUCCAUCCAUUUGGCGCUCCGGGAUCUCCGGCCAGAGGGUAGUACUGAGAGGAAGAUACCGGUGCCCACCGGCAACCCCUUUACGUUUCUGUUCCGAUACGUGUCGUGUCCUAACUAUGCGUACGAGUGGUACUCGUGGGCGGCCUUCACGGUGAUGACUCAGUGCUUGCCGGCCGGUAUGUUCACGGCUGCGGGUUUCGCGCAAAUGGCGAUCUGGGCGUUGGCUAAGCACAGGAACUACAAGAAGGAGUUCCCGAAUUACCCCCGAGGUCGCAAAGCGAUUGUCCCGUUCCUGCUGUAA
Molecule: messenger RNA, 723 nt
Organism: Oppiella nova
Lineage: Eukaryota; Metazoa; Arthropoda; Arachnida; Sarcoptiformes; Oppiidae
Source: the annotation of a GenBank genome assembly